This is a messenger RNA of Setaria italica (foxtail millet), 2360 nucleotides long. RefSeq names its product mitogen-activated protein kinase 13. Gene Ontology annotation, molecular function: ATP binding; MAP kinase activity. Gene Ontology annotation, cellular component: cytoplasm; nucleus. NCBI's taxonomy places the organism in Eukaryota, Viridiplantae, Streptophyta, Magnoliopsida, Poales, Poaceae. Gene Ontology annotation, biological process: protein phosphorylation; intracellular signal transduction. The record is from RefSeq and is a predicted model, not a curated record. The transcript is spliced from 11 exons. Bases 559 to 2127 code for a protein of 522 amino acids.
ACUCUUUUGUUAUUGAGUGGGUUCAUAUUCGGGAUAAAGGGUACUUAUUCGUUGCUCUUGCUUUCCUUCUACUUUUGUACAUUCAUUUGUUUUCCUUUUAGAUCCUGGUAUGUUGAUUUCCUUGAAUUCUGCCUGUAGUUUAACAUCUGUUGAAUUGUUUCUUCCAAUGACCAUUGACUAGCCCUUAUGCUCAAAAUCUUCUCUUUAGUGCCAUGGGGUGUUGCAUAUUGAGCGGUGCCAUGAUUUUCACAAUUGAGCAUGCCUGAUCCAGAGCAAUUCAACUGAUUAUUGGAAAGGACAUUCUACCUCAUGGAAAGAUACGAAUUUAUGCAGCUCGUAAAGUCCCAUUACAUUGUGAACUGAAUAAUACCAUCACCAGGGCAUGUCGUGCACCAUGCACAGACAGAUCACAUGCUACAUGACAGCCAGGACAAGCAGUGAUGAAUCUGUGCUGCAAUUGCCAUGGCUGGAGACUACAUUUUCUGCAUUAUCUCCUUGUAAAAGUGGUUAGAAUGUUGAUGAAAGUGAGGAGUAAUGAGAUAGCUGAGAACACUGGACAUGGAGUUCUUCACAGAGUAUGGGGAGGCGAGCCAGUUUCAGAUCCAAGAGGUCAUUGGCAAGGGAAGCUAUGGAGUAGUUGCUGCUGCAAUUGAUACUCACACUGGUGAGCGAGUUGCGAUCAAGAAGAUAAAGGAUGUUUUUGAGAAUGUCUCAGAUGCUGCUCGCAUUUUGCGGGAAAUCAAGCUUCUUCGGCUGCUUCGCCACCCAAACAUAGUCCAGAUCAAACACAUUAUGUUGCCCCCUACCCGGAGGGAGUUCAGAGACAUCUAUGUUGUUUUUGAGCUCAUGGAGUCUGACCUGCAUCAAGUGAUCAAUGCAAAUGAUAACCUGACUCCAGAGCAUCACCGUUUUUUCUUGUACCAACUCCUUCGUGCUCUCAAGUACAUUCAUGCAGCCCAUGUAUUUCAUCGUGAUUUAAAGCCCAGGAACAUACUGGCCAAUUCAGACAGCAAAUUAAAGAUUUGUGACUUUGGACUAGCACGUGCAUCAUUUAAUGACUCCCCUUCAUCUAUCUUUUGGACAGAUUACGUGGCAACAAGGUGGUACCGAGCUCCUGAAUUAUGUGGCUCCUUUUACUCCAGUUACACCCCUGCAAUUGAUAUUUGGAGUAUAGGGUGCAUAUUUGCUGAAGUUCUCACUGGAACUCCAUUAUUUCCUGGGAAGAAUGUUGUGCACCAACUAGAUUUAAUAACAGAUCUCCUCGGAACACCAUCAUCGGAAUCUUUAUCCCGGAUUCAUAGUGACAGGGCCAGGCAAUAUUUAAUUGACAUGCGAAUGAAGCACCCUAUUCCUUUUUCUCAUAAGUUCCAUGAUGCUGAUCCUUUGGCUCUCCGCUUGCUCGAGCGUUUACUUGCGUUUGACCCUAAAGAUCGACCUACUGCUGAAGAGGCUUUAGCUGAUCAAUAUUUUAGAGGCCUUGCUAAAUUGGAAUGUGAGCCUUCAGCACAACCAAUUUCAAAGCUUGACUUUGAAUUUGAGGGAAGAAAAUUAACAAAGGAUGAUGUAAGAGAAAUGAUAUAUCGGGAGAUUUUGGAGUACCACCCACAGAUGCUUCAGGAGUACAUUGAAGGUGGAGAGCAGAUUCACUUCCUAUACCCAAGUGGGGUUGAUCGCUUCCAGCGACAGUUUGCUCAUCUUGAGGAAAACUACAGAAGAGGAGUCGCGAGUACUCCACUACGGAGGCAACCUACAUCUUUGCCAAGGGAGAGAGUCUGUUCAUCAGAAGAUUGCCAUAAUCAGGACUCCGACAACGAAGAGGGCAGAGCAGCAUCCUAUGUUGCCCGAACAACCAUAAGCCCCCCAAGAUCACAAGAAGAGGGAUGCAAGCAACAAUCUGCCAAUCACAGCAGCGAUUCCAACUCCUGUGCAAAGAGCUAUCUGAAGAGUGCUGCUAAUAUCAGUGCUUCCAGAUGCGCUAUCAAAAGGAAUAAAGGCCCAAAGUUCUGUUUAGGCGAGAUACUGACCGCUUCGCUUUCCUCCCCCUCAAAGGAGAAGGGAACGUCCAAGGACGUGAAACAGGUGGCGGUUCAUGGACUGUUAGACAAGGUACCCAGGGUGCUCUCCUAGGACAGAACUCAGAAGCCAUGAUACCAAUGCCAUUGCAAUGCGAGAUUUGUAUCAGGUAUCAUGGAUCCAACGACGCAGGAGCCAUCUGUGUCGGCGCUGCUAAUUUCAGUAAACUGCCUAGAUCAUCUGACAUCGCCCAAGCACCCUGCUUGGAGAAACCGAACCUUGUGGUGUAGUUGUAUCCUGCAUCUAGCUUUUGGAAUACCAUGAUAGCUGCUGCAGUGUUCAGUUUA